Carcharodon carcharias (great white shark) is the source of this 1146-nucleotide messenger RNA. RefSeq names its product zinc finger protein 239-like. Gene Ontology annotation, biological process: regulation of transcription by RNA polymerase II; central nervous system development. The record is from RefSeq and is a predicted model, not a curated record. Gene Ontology annotation, molecular function: RNA polymerase II cis-regulatory region sequence-specific DNA binding; DNA-binding transcription factor activity, RNA polymerase II-specific. Gene Ontology annotation, cellular component: nucleus. Lineage: Eukaryota; Metazoa; Chordata; Chondrichthyes; Lamniformes; Lamnidae. The coding region runs from base 561 to 1094 and encodes 177 amino acids. The transcript has 2 exons.
AGUCAGUGGGCAGGAAUGGGCGCGGCGGAGCGGGUGGGGAGGCUUCAUGAACAUCCCGUAGUGGCCUGAAACCGUGUAUAAUAUGCUACCAGUCCCGCGGUUACACCGAACGGGGCAGCGGCGAUGAUUACCUGUGGCUGCGUCUCUCCUCGGAGACAGGCCCGAGCAACGGGCGUCAUCUUUAUAGGGGCUUAUGGUAGGGCGCAUGCGCGGCCGCCAUCUUAAUGGGGCGUUACGUAGAAUGGCGCAUGCGCAGAAAGACCGUGUGAAUUACUGUCCUGGACUGACAGGGUUGGGUUUUGGAAAUUUGUUUUACAGGGGGUUAGAAGGGGAGGAUUGACAGACGGGAAAUUCAAACCAAACAUCAAAACCAGACAGACUCACUCGGCUCAUCAGAACCUGAAUAUCAUCGGACUUUGAAUCUGGAAGUGAGACAAUUUGUCAGUUCUGUCUGUGGGCCAAGAUUUAAGGAUUUACAGUUGGGAAACUGAAACCAAACAUCACAUCAGAAUCUGGCGUUGCCCAGUUUAUCGUAAUCUGAUUAUCAUCGGACUUUGAACAUGGAAGGAAAAAGCACCGUUCACAGUGGGGAGAAACCGUACACGUGUUCUGUGUGUGGACGAGGCUUCAGCCGAUCAUCUGAUCUGUUGAAACACAAGUGCAGUCACACCAGGGAGAAGCCUUGGAAAUGUGGAGACUGUGGGAAAAGAUUCAAUUACCCAUCCCAGCUGGAAAUUCAUUGGCGCACUCACACUGGUGAGAGACCAUUCAUGUGUUCAGUGUGUGGGACAGGAUUUUCUGAUUCAUCCACCCUACUGAGACACCAGCCCAUUCACAAUGCGGAGAGGCCAUUCACCUGCUCAGAGUGUGGAAAGGGAUUCACUCAGAUUUCUGACCUGCUGAAACACAAGCGAGUUCACACUGGGGAGAGGCCAUUCACCUGCUCUGAGUGUGGGAAGGGAUUCACUCAGUCAUCCAACCUGCUGAGACACCAGCGAGUUCACACCGGAGAGAGACCGUUCACCUGCUCCGAGUGUGGGAAGGGAUUCAUUGAGUCAUCUAACCUGCUGAAGCACCAGCGAGUUCACAAGUAACUGCAGGAGCUUGAUUUGUUUACGAACGACAUUCAUGUCUGAAUCACGUUCA